This is a messenger RNA of Ceraceosorus bombacis, 6487 nucleotides long. The record is from the annotation of a GenBank genome assembly. NCBI's taxonomy places the organism in Eukaryota, Fungi, Basidiomycota, Exobasidiomycetes, Ceraceosorales, Ceraceosoraceae.
AUGGCUUCCACGGCAGCCGCCAGUGAUGCGGCAGCAGCCGCUGAAUUUGCUUCGAGGAGAUAUGUCUGGAUCCCUGACAAGGCGGCGGGGUACUUAUCAGCUUGGGUCGUGAGGGAGGAGAACAAUGGCGAAACAAGCGUCUGCAGUCUGGCAGAUGGAUCGGUGAGUGACCGUCAAAGAGCGAUCAAUGCAAGGCACAUGCGCUUGUGGUGCGUCUUACAAGGGAUGCCUUUCCACUCAAAGUCGCGAAACGUGGCGACGGACGACCUUAGCAAGAUGAACCCACCCAAAUUCGAAAAGGCAGAAGACAUCGCAGACUUGACAUUUUUGAAUGAAGCUUCUGUGGUGCACAAUCUGAAAGAGCGAUACUACAGCGGUCUCAUCUACGUGAGUGCGCCGGAUCCUUUGCCUUUUGAGAAACGUGCAAUGCAUCGCAAGCUAACCCAGCAAGUCUCCUCAGACAUAUUCCGGAUUGUUCUUGGUUGCAGUCAAUCCUUACCGCAAUUUGCCCAUCUACACGGAUGCCAUCAUCGCAGCCUAUAAAGGCAGGAGGAGGGAGGAGAACGCGCCGCAUGUGUUCGCGUUGGCAGAUGGGGCCAUGAGGAACAUGCUAGAGAUGCGCGAAAAUCAGUCGCUGUUGGUGACGUGAGUGUCUGGGUCACUUGGCCGGUGUGCGCGUCUUGAUAGUCGACUGAUUUGUCCGAGGUACCCCAAUCAGCGGAGAGUCUGGUGCCGGAAAGACCGAGAACACAAAGAAGGUCAUUCAAUAUCUCGCAGCCGUCGCGGCGGAUCCUACUGGUGGGCUGACUGGCGACGAGGCUGCUGGCAUCGGCUCUCCCUUAGCUGAGCCCGGUGCACAGCGUACUGGCAGUAUCGUGCGGAGUCACAGCUCUCGCCAUGUGUUGGAUCAGCUGCGAGGCGUGGAGGCUCUGGCUUCUAAGCGACUCGGCUUGUUGGAGCGCCAAAUUCUGCAAGCCAACCCAAUUCUAGAGGCCUUCGGAAACGCGCAAACAAUCCGUAACAACAACUCUUCACGAUUCGUGAGUGUAUGCCGUUUUAGUCCUCCAACGUCCUGUACGUGUAUUGACACCAGAGCAUGGACGCUGCUUGCGCCACAAGGGCAAGUUUGUGAGGAUAGAAUUCACAAGCGUAGGAGCUAUUGCUGGUGCCAACAUCGACUGGUACUUGCUCGAGAAGAGUCGAGUGACGACGCGAAGCGACAAGGAGCGAAGCUUCCACAUCUUCUAUCAGAUCUUGCGCAGCAGAGACGAGGGGCUUAAAAGUAUGUUUCGCUUUUCUUACAUGACGUCAGAAUCAGCCAGUUGACACGCGUUUCUUUCUGGCUGCUGUAGAGGCCCUUUUGCUUACAUCAUCGCCAGAGGAUUACGCCUAUCUCAAAGCUUCGCGCAAGCAUGUCGAGGGAGUCGAUGACACAUCAGAGUGGCAGGCGCUGAUCGAAGCAUUAUCGAUGGUAGGCUUCGCUUCGGAGGAGCAACACAACCUCUUCAAAGUGAUCGCUUCCAUCCUUCAGAUCGGCAACAUUGAGCUUGCUGAUGACCGAUCUGAGCAGGCCCGUAUCACAAAUGGCGCACAGGUCGAAAAGGCUUGUCAUCUGCUCGGUGUACCCGUGCAGGAGCUUACAACCGCACUUGUCAGACCUAGAAUCAAAGCUGGGCGCGAAUGGGUUGCUCAGGCCCGUACGAGACAACAGGUGCAGGACGAAAUGGCUGCACUUUGCAAGACAAUGUACGAGAAGAUGUUUGGAACCAUUGUGGAUCGCAUCAAUCAAGCGUUGGAUCGGCCUACAUCCAAGAGCACAUUCAUCGGAGUGCUCGACAUUGCCGGCUUCGAAAUCUUCGAGGUCAAUUCAUUUGAGCAGCUUCUUAUCAACUUCACAAACGAGAAGCUGUGAGUUUGGCUUGAGUCGCUUCGCUCCUCGUGAUGGUCUGACGCUUACCCCACGAUUUUGGCAUCCCAGACAACAAUUCUUCAACCACCACAUGUUCGUCUUGGAACAAGAAGAGUACGCAAGAGAGGCCAUCGAAUGGGACUUUGUGAACUUUGGCCUUGAUUUGCAGCCCACCAUCGACUUGAUCGAGGCAACAAGUCCAAUCGGCAUCCUGUCGUGUCUCGAUGAAGAGUGCAUCAUGCCGAAGGCCACGGACACCACCUUCACAGAAAAACUCAACCGCAUUUGGGCAACCAACAAAGACGGCACAGCCAAGGACACGGCAGGGCAGGCCUGGGCAACCGAGAGAGGUGUGGCACAUGGAUCCACGAAGUUCGCCUCUUCACGCUUCGGCCAAGGCUUCACAGUGAAGCACUACGCUGGCGAUGUCGAGUAUCGGACUGCUGGCUGGCUAGAGCGCAACAAGGAUCCUCUCAACGACAACCUUACCAGAGUCAUGUCGGAAUCGAGUGAUCGCUACAUUGCUACAUUGUUCAGCGAAUUUGCAAGCGAUGAUGCGCCAGCCGCCCAACCUCAAAGCGCAGGUACCCCAGUCAUUGGCGGUCCCAAGCGGCGCAUAAGGAAGGGAGCUUUCCGGACGGUAGCGCAGCGACACAAAGAGCAGCUGACAUCUCUCAUGGGUCAACUCUCGUCUACGCAGCCUCAUUUCGUGCGAUGCAUUGUGCCGAAUCACGAGAAGAAACCCGGCAAGAUGGACGUACCCUUAGUCCUCGAGCAGCUCAGGUGCAAUGGCGUUCUUGAAGGCAUCCGUAUCGCCCGACUCGGCUACCCCAAUCGCCUGCUUUUCACGGAAUUCCGCAAUCGAUACGAGGUCCUGACGCCAGGCAUCAUCCCUCGUGGCUAUAUGGACGGACGCAAGGCAUGCCAAAGGAUGGUGGAGGCACUCGAGCUCGACCGUUCACUCUUCAAAGUCGGCUUGACGAAAAUCUUCUUCAAGGCUGGCGUUCUGGCUGAUUUGGAAGAGAGACGCGAUGCGCUGUUGUUUGAUAUCUUCUCGAGGUUCCAAGGCGCAUGUCGAAUGUUCACGGCUCGUCGGCAGAUGAAGAAGAUCCUCAAUCGGGCUGCCGCCGUGCGCACGAUCCAGCGCAAUGCGAGACUCUACGUGCAGCUGCGCGAAUGGCCGUGGUGGCAGGUCUACACCAAGGUCAGGCCACUGCUGACUGGCACCAGGCAUGACGAAGAGUUGAAGCGCAAGCAACUCGAGCUCGCCAUGGUCAAAGAGCGGGCGGAGCGAGAUCAAAGAGAAAGAGAAGCGCUAGAGUCACUCAAGCACACCCUCGAGGCGGACAAGAAGAAGGUAGAAGACGCUUUAGAGGCUGAGCGCUCCCUUCUAGCAGAGAAGGACCAACUCUUGGCUCGAUCAAAAGAGCGCGAGUCGGCGCUGGAGGAAGAGCUUGCUACCAUGCAGUCCGAGCUCGACCAGUUGGACAGCCAAGUAGAACGAGCUCUCGCAUCGCAGAAGGCCUCGGAAGUCAGUUGCGCCGAGCUGCAAGCAGCGCUCGGCACAGCCACUGCCCAGAUCCUCAGACUGGAGCAAGAGCAGAAUGCUGGCAAAGAUCGCGAAGCUCAGAUAACCGCCGAAGCGACUCGACAUGCUGGCGAGCUGACGCAGCUGCAACAAGAACGAUCGUCCCUGAGUAGCGAAAGUGCAGACCUCAAGCGGAAGAUCCUCGAGAAAGAUCAAGAUCUUGAGCGUAUUCAGAAACGCAUGAAUGAAGCGGUAGCUGCCGUCGAGCUGCGGCUCGCGGAGGAGACCAAAGUGCGGCAGCAACACGAAGCCAAGAGCGUGGAGCUAGAGAAUCACGGCAGGACCUCUGCGCGGGAACUUGCGGAAGCGACUGCCGGCGCCGCAGAUUUACAAGCGAAGCUAGUCAAGCAGAGCAGUGAACUAGCAGAGCUCAUGAACUCGGUGACGACGCUAACCCGCGAACGCGACGCGCUGACCCGUCAGCUUGGCGAGCUCAAGGUUGCUCAGGAGACGCUUGAGCAAGAAUUGAAGGCUGCACAAGCCGAUGGAGGGCGAGCCGCCGACUUGCGCUCGCAGCUGCAAAAGGAGCUCGAUGAGACUCGUCGUUUGAUGGACGCCAAGACGUCUGAAGAUACCAAGCAACGAGAGCUGCACCGACUGAAGGAACAAGAGCUGCAAAGCCUUAGAUCUGAGCUCGCCCAAUUGCAAAAACAACAUGCAGAUGCGGAGCACACUAGCAAUGAGCGAGUUGCAGCGCUACGUGUCAGCCUGGAGGAGCUGCGGCAGGAGCAUUCCAACCUUUCUCGGGUAAGAGAUGACUUGGCUCAGAAGGCCGACCAGUCAGAGCGAGCCCUCGUGCAGAACAAAUCUCUCGUAGCUGCGGCCGAAAAAGCUCAACGUGCCGCCGAUGGCGAUCUGCAAGGAGCGAGAGAUCGCAUCGCGGCGCUCGAGAGAUCGCAGGCGGAUUCGGACCGAGCUCUGCAAGAAGCACUGGCCCGAGUCAGUGGUGCAGCUGCGAAAGCUAGAGACUUUGAAGAUGCCAUGCUGGAGCUCGAGCGUGGACAAGCAGCUUGGAAGGCAAAGGCCGAUCAGGCAGCCGUGGAACUCUCUGCAGAGUCGAAACGAAGAGAGCUGCUGGAGAGCUCUUCACGCCAGCACGAGCGGAAUAUUGGCGUGCUUCAACAACAACAUGGUGCGAAAGAUCAGGAGCUCCAAAGCCUGCGUGAAACCCUCAAGGGUACGCAAGCGGAGCUCAAGACUGCGCAGUCCAUGACGAACAAGACCAUCGUCGAGCACGUCCACGUUCUGGAGGAGGCUAAGAAGUACACAGACAGGCAACUUGCUGAAGCCCAAAGCAAGCUGCAGGAGCUUGCUCACUACACCAAGACCCUGGAGAAGAGCAAGACCAGGCUCUUGACGGACAAUGAAGAUCUCACAAGAGAGGUGGCACGGCUUCAGCAGGCCGAUCGUGCCGUCAUGAAGAAUGUUGGCUCAAGCGGCGUCACGACCAUGAAGAACGUCGGUGCUAGUGGUUCCACAGCCCCUACGAGCAGUGACACCCGAGCUGUUCGCUCGCUGGAGACCAAGGUCGCCGACUUGCAGCGGGAGCUGACUGCUGCUCGAAGGGAGCGCGAUAGCGCACAGUCAGAUUCGCGUCGCAAGGACCUUCAGCUCGAUGAAGCUGUGAGCCGAAGUCGGGCGCAAUACGAAAGCCGCAUCGCAGCGUUGGAAAGGUGAGUGAAGUCGUCCAAUCGCUCAUGUCUAAGAAAUGGAUGACUAAUUUGGCACUUUCCGGAUGCACAGAGAUCUGGCCGGCUCUCAGAAUGCUCGAGGCAACACCUUGCAGCAAUUGUCCAACCUGGCUCGCCAAGGAGGCAGUGGAGCUAGCGACGCUUUCAGGAAGCAGCUACUUGCUGAACUGCAAGCUGGCUCCGAGGAGCUGCAGCAAGACAUGGUGGCCAAAGGGGAGGCUCUUCGGAGUCACAAAUUCAAUGGCACUAGCACAGGCAAUGGCGCAUCGUUGCGCGGCUCCAACACGGGCGGCGCUGUGUCCAGCUCCCGCGCAUACUACGAGUACAACAGCGCAGCGCCCCGCAACGGCUCGACGGUCACACCAGUCAGCGCUAAGCGUGCCUCUCUUGACUUUGGAGGACCCGGAGCUGCGUCACUGAAGUUCUCAAAUACCGAGGCUGCUGCCGCUUCGCAAAGGACGCAGGCUGCUCUCGAGGCGCAGCUCACAGACGCCAAGCAGCGCCUAGACAGAGAGGUCCAGAUGAGAAAGGACGAUGCAACUGAGAAGGCGCGCUUAGAGCGGCAGUGGCAAGAGCACCAGAUCAAUGUCGCGUCUCUCAAUCAGUCCGCUGCUGAAGCCAGAGACGCAGCGGAGAGGGCGCACGCUGCGGAGCGGUCCUCCAGACUCGCGCUGCAGGAAGCGGAGGCAUCGACGCGCGAAGUUCAAGGAAUGGUCGAGGCCCGAGAUGAGCACAUACAGUUCUUGGAAUCUGAGCUCGAGGCGCUUGAAACUCGACUACUUCAGGGCCAGAGCUCUGAUGUCAGCGACCUCCUCGAAGCUUCCCGGCGGAGAUUCAGGCAGGAGCUGCAUACUGCUUCAGAGGAGACCAACGAAGCUCGGGCAAAGCUGCAACAGCUUCGCGAUGAGAAUUUGCAUCUGCGUGCCUCUAAUGAGGAGCUCAACUCGUUGAAGGAAGCGUACGUGGCGCUAUGCGAAGAGCAGGGAGUUGAGUCGGGGUUGAUCAUGUCGCUUCAGAAAGGUAAGUGCAGACGAGGAUUGCGAUAUGAGAUUGAUGGUUGUCUGAUCGCGUCCACCUUUCGCAGCGGUUGAACGAUACAAACGUGUUGCAGAAGAGCACAUGACAGCAUUCAAAGAACUUGAAAGUGAGUCACGUUAUGGAGUCGUAUUUGAAAGCGUAUUCACGUGCUUCGAAGGACGCUCUUCUUGAUCCUUUGCAGAGCAAACAGCCACGCUGCGCCAAGGAAGCGUACGCGGGCCUGGUGUUCCUUCCGAAAGCCUAUCUCCUUGUCGCCGAUGA